Messenger RNA from Diorhabda sublineata, 4955 nucleotides. It is a transcript of the gene Gcn2, whose product is annotated as eIF-2-alpha kinase GCN2. The record is from RefSeq and is a predicted model, not a curated record. Gene Ontology annotation, biological process: DNA damage checkpoint signaling; regulation of translational initiation by eIF2 alpha phosphorylation. Gene Ontology annotation, molecular function: protein binding; ATP binding; eukaryotic translation initiation factor 2alpha kinase activity. NCBI's taxonomy places the organism in Eukaryota, Metazoa, Arthropoda, Insecta, Coleoptera, Chrysomelidae. Gene Ontology annotation, cellular component: cytosol. The coding region runs from base 133 to 4806 and encodes 1557 amino acids. The transcript has 24 exons.
AUUAAGUUGUAAACAGUUUAAAUUAAAGAGUCAACGUAGAAAAUAUAUUAUAAUUAUUUAUUAUAAUAAUUAAUUUAACAUGAUUUAUUUUAAUAUGAGUUAUUUGAUUCAAGAUACAUUUAUAAUGUAACUAUGUUAGCCGAAGAAUCUGCUGAAACUCGUCAAAAAAAUGAGUUGGAAGCUUUGCAGGCAAUUUAUAAUGAAAAUUUGAGGGACUUACGUAGGAAAGGAGCAUGGAACAGUUGGGUACCAUUAAAUGUAUCAAUUACAUUAACUCCGCAACAGGGAAGCAUCGGUACUACAGAAAUCUAUGUCCAAGUUGAUUUACAUAUAAAGUGCGAUGAGAAAUAUCCAGAUAGUGUGCCUAAAGUGGAAUUAGAAAACUGCAAGGGGCUGCCACACACAGUGUUAUUCACAUUAACAGAAUGUCUCGAACACAAGGCAACAGAGCUUAAGGGCGAAGAAAUGAUUUUUCAAUUAUCACAGUUUGUUGAAGAGUUUCUCCAUAAACACAAUAAACCAGCAUCUAAAAGUUUUUAUGAGGAAAUGCUGGAAAGAAGAAGAGAGCAGGAAAUGAAAGAAUUACAAGCUAAGCAGUUGGAAUCACAUAGGCAAAAACAAUACAUGAUGGAGGAAGUUCAGAAACGGGAAGAAAUGCUAAUGUCAGAACCCAAGAAAUGGAAAGAAACUAGAUGUAAUUCUGAUAAUGAUGAUAGGAGAUAUUCAGGAAUCUCAAGAAAACAUUUGAAUAGCUCUUCAGAAUUGAAUGGAGAAUUAUUGUGCCAACAUAGAAGUACAAUGAACAUCAAUUUUGGAAAUAGAGAUGUUCAGAGAGGCCGUUGUAUAAAACAUUCUUCCUCAAAUCAUAUUACAUAUAGUGGAAUCGACACUGAAUCAGGCAUUUUUGUUAUAAUCAGUGAAUGGAAUUUUCAAAUAAAAAAUAGAAACGAUCUGCAAAGGCAAUUGGGAAGUUUAGAACAGGAAAUAAACUACUUGAUGAAAUUGAAUCAUCCCAAUUUAUCUCAGUAUUAUGGUAUAAAAUAUGAAUUUAAUGAUGAAACUGCUACAGUGUAUUUAUUAAAAGAAUUUGUUUUUGGUACAAAUUGCUAUGCUUUAUUUAUCAGUCGAAAUUUCAGAGUGGAUAUUGAUUAUUUAAAGUAUAUAGCCAGGGAAAUACUUCUUGCUUUAGAUUGUCUUCAUAGGAAUAAUGUUGUACAUAAAGACAUUAAAGAUUCUUGUGUAUAUAUUAAUGAAUCAGGUGUUCGAAUAACAAAUUAUAGCAUUCAUAGAAGACUAUUGGAUCUUCAUAACCACAUCCCUCAUAAUAGUUAUAGUAAAAAGACUGAUAUUUUUAAGUUUGGAAUCCUUAUGUUGUCUCUAUUACAAGGAGAAAAUAGAGAAGAUAAUUUAGAAAUACCAAAUACAUUUUCUAUAGAUCUUCAUGAAUUUCUUACUAAAUGUCUGGAAAAAGAUGAAAGUAAACGGUUUACGGCUAGUCAGCUUUUAAAUCACUCAUUUUUUAAUACAUCUUUGGUAAAUUUUUCUCCCAAACAUAUGCAUGAAGAAACCGAAAAGAAGCGUAGCGUCUCACCCGAAGUUAUACCAAUAGAUAUACAUAAUUUGUUGCAUGUUUUGCCAAAUGGGCAGUCGAGAAUUAAUAACGAAUUUGAGUUUUUACAACAUUUAGGAAAGGGGGCUUACGGUGACGUCAUCAAGGUUAGAAAUAAACUUGAUGGUGGCUAUUACGCUAUAAAAAGAAUUAAACUGAAUCCUAAAAACCGCAUUUUAAACAAAAAGAUUGUGAGGGAAGUUAAAUUGCUAUCCAGAUUAAACCACGAAAAUGUAGUCCGAUAUUUUAAUUCUUGGAUUGAAACUACAACUAUAAAAGAUGACUUAGAUACCUCAUCCAGUACGAUUACUACUGAAGAAAGGAUACCGAAAGUGAUACGGAAGGAAGAGUUCACUUUAAACGACAAUAUUGAAGCUUUAGCACCUUCUUUAAAAAAUGUGGAAGUUUCGAUUACCUAUGAUAGUAAGUCACAAGCCCAGUAUAUUAGUUCCUCUGAUGAUGAAUCGAGUGAUGAUGAUGAAGCAUGGGGUCCUAAUUACGGAGAUUCUGAAUCUGACAGUAUAGAAUUUGAACAAGGAUCUGAUCAGGGAGAGCAACAUUCGUCGAUUUCUGUGUCGCCCCAAAAACGGUGUGAUUCUCCUGAUGGUCCAGCUGAAAAUACUAAGAAAAUAGAUUGCAUGUACAUCCAAAUGGAGUUUUGUGAAAAAAGUACUUUGAGGACAGCCAUUGAUGACAAUCUAUAUUUAGACGAAGAUAGAAUGUGGCGAUUAUUUAGGGAAAUCGUUGAGGGUCUUGCUUAUAUUCAUCAACAAGGAAUGAUUCAUCGAGAUCUAAAACCUGUAAAUAUUUUCUUGGAUUAUGAAGAUCAUGUUAAAAUCGGUGAUUUCGGGCUUGCUACUACUAGCAUAAAAUCAAAACAUGCUGACUAUACCAUGAAUCAAAGUUUAAUCGAAACUGACAAGGAAGAUACAGUUGAUGAAAGUAAAACCGGUUUGGUUGGAACAGCACUAUACGUAGCACCAGAAAUUAACGAAUCCUCAAAGGUUGUUUAUAAUCAGAAAGUCGACAUAUAUAGUUUGGGUAUAAUAUUGUUAGAAAUGUGUUAUAGACCAUUAAAUACAUCGAUGGAAAGGAUCAAAAUCCUGACUAAAUUGAGAACGAAAGAAAUAGUUUUUCCCCCAGAUUUUAUCGAAAAGAAUAGUGAAAAGAAAAUAUUGUUAAUUCGGUGGUUACUCGAGCACGACGUUUCUAAACGACCAACAUCUCAAGAACUUCUUCAGUCUGAACAUAUUCCUCCACCAGUAUUAGAGGAAUGUGAACUUCGUGAACUGGUUCGACACACCUUGAAUAAUCCUCAGUUAAAAGGCUAUAAAUAUCUAAUAGCUUCCUGUUUUAAACAGUCCCUAACUUCAGUUCAAGAUCUUACUUACGAUAAAGAUCCGUCUGCACAAAAUCUAGCAAAACCAUUACUUUUGCAAGAAUUUGUUAAGGAAGUGUGCAUAAAGAUAUUCAAACAACACGGAGGUCAGAAUCUAACAACACCUCUUCUAAUGCCUAAAAAUAAAUUUAACGAAAACCUAGAUUCCUAUGUCAAACUAAUGACACAUUUUGGAGGCAUUGUGUCGCUGCCACAUGAUCUUAGAGUGCCUUUAGCAAGAUAUAUAGCAUGGAAUGGUAUUACAAACUUGAGACGUUAUUCAAUUGAAAGAGUUUAUAGAGAAAAGAAGGUUUAUGGUUUUCAACCCAGGGAGUUGUAUGAAUGCGCUUUUGAUAUAGUUAGUCCAAUGCCUGGGUUGCUUAUGUCGGAUGCCGAAAUUUUGUAUAUAGUGUACGAGAUUUUAAAUGAACUACCAGGAAUUAAAAACAAGAAUGUUGUGAUUCGCCUUAACCAUAAUUUGUUGUUACAAGCUAUACUCUUACAUUGUGGGAUUAAAGAUGGUUAUCAAGAAAUUUAUAACAUGGUGUGGGAAUUCAAAGAAGGCAAAAUUUCCAAAAAUGAUUUGUGGGCUCAUUUUAUCGGACUGGAAUUAUCAGAUAACACGAUACAUAUAUUAAUUAAUUACUUUAAUUCGGAAUUAGACAUUUCAAGAGUUGCAAAUCAAUUUCAAAACAUAACGAAGAAGAAAUCUGGAGAGGCGGGCCGAUUAGCCAGACAAGCAUUGCAGGAACUAAAAGAUAUAAGUCUGUUUGCAGAGGCAUUUGGUGUAAAGUAUGAAAUGGUAGUUUGUCCGAGUUUAGUAUACAACGUUCAACAAUACUCAGGAUUAAUCUUCCAAUUUGCGUGUGAAAUUAAAAAAAGACACAAACACAGAUCCAUGGAAGUAUUAGCUGCAGGAGGCAGAUACGAUUAUAUGAUUUCCUGGUAUAGAUCUAUAAUGGAACAAGCAAGUGUUUCUAGUAAAAGUGUUCAACAAGCGGCUGUCGGUGUUUCUAUAUCUUUGGAUAAAUUAGUACAGGCACUACAAAAAGAACAAACUGAUGGAACGCCCAAACUAUCAAGUUUCGAUGUGUUAGUUUGUUCCGCUGGAAGCAAACAAACAAUUAAAGAAAAUAUUAAGAUUUUAAAAAGUUUAUGGGACGCUGGAAUUCAAAGUGCAUUUAUAGAAAACAUUAAUUUAGAUGAAAUUAGAGAUAAAGCUAAUGAUCUACACGUUACACACAUUGUUUUAUUAAAAGAUAACGAACAAGGAAUGGUCAAACUGAGCAGUUGGGAGAAAGACAGGUUUCAGGAGAAGUCAUUGUCCACAAGUGAAUUAGUUGAACAUUUGCAAAGAGUGAUCAGAGCACGAAACGAAAGUAACACAGACAAUAGUCAAGUGAACGUUCUUUCAAGAUCUGAAAGUCGCUCAUAUUACAGUAGUGAAAGAAAUCAACAUAAUCAAGAAGCUGAUGUUGACGUUUUAUUAGUUGACAAAAAAGCUUCAAAUGCUAGAAAAAGAUACGAAAAUCAGAUAAGGUCACAAUUGAGUAACCUCUUUAAAAAACUUACUGGUUAUGUACUGGUCGUUGGACUUUCAGUGGAUUCUGAUGUAAUAAGAACAUUGGCUUCCUACUUAGAAUUUGAAACAGAACAGCAGUUUCACAAAUCUGUUGAAGAUGUAAUAGAAAGGCAUCCUCGACACAAGGAAUACCUCAAUAAUAUAUGUGAUGAGAUUUACGAGCAGAAAAUGAAAAGAAAAAAUCCUACAGUCGUUUUAUAUAGUUUGUCGGACAACUUUUAUAAAGUUAUUUUUUAAUUGUAAUUUUUAGGAUUAGAACAUACAAAUGUCAAUAAUUUUUAUGCGUUUAUUAAGACACAAAAUGGGCGAUCUAAAAAUUAAAAAAUAACAUACAAAAUGUAACUCUACAUUUGAAUAAGAUCAAUUACAGUUUACGCACGAUUGCA